CAGCCAUUGGAACAGCAUAGCACAAGCGAUAAUUUUAGAAUGCCAAUCCGAGUACCUAUACAUCGUCUGCCGCCCACAUCCACGCGGCAAUAGCUGUCGCCAGCUGCGUGGCCAAGUACCGGUACACCGGGCCCCACCCGGCACACGGACCAGGCCAAGUCAUCCAGCUCAUCCCAUCCCCAAUUCCCAACCCAUUCCCAUCCCCAUCCGCAUAACUACACACUACAGCACUCCGGUUUUCCUGCCAGCAACAUCUCGCUCUCUUCCUCUUUCUCUGCAGUUAGCCAGUCUCUCUCUCUGGGUGUUGUUCUUGCAUCUCGAUUCUCUAUAUCAGUCUGUCUUCUCCAUCCUUUUUGCCCUGUUGUUGCGAGACAUCUUAACCGCGCGCUCUUUGGCAUCCAUCCCCCGCCGCCUCCCAAUUAUUGUUUCACCGCAACACCCAACUUGCGAGGGUUUCGGGCCUAGACGGGGCCUAUCAAUGACUGACGGAGUCGGGCUUCGAGGCUCUAGUCAGUCACAACCACCGCAUGACUUUUUCCCUUAAAGUUCUAAUCAGGUUUUCAUCCAGGGGCCAAAUAGCUCUUCUUCCCUCCAAACUCUAUACUCUCUCUAUGAUGUCCCAAUUGUAGAUGACGGCCUUAUUCUACGGAGCACCCGGCCUGUUUAAAAUAUCAACAGGGCUUGUGCUUCGCUUUCCGCCCCCAUGAUGGAUGAGACCCUUCCCGCUCCUACAGGACGGAGAGUGCUUCCCCAACCCAUCGAGGUCUCGUCCCGCUCCUCCAACCCGUUUGCAUCCAAUUACAAUCUUUCCAGGAUAUCAGCAACAAAUGAUCGAUAUCCUGAAGCUAAAGACCAAAAGACUAUCGUUCCUAACCGGCCGGAACAACCCUCGCCAAACGACCGCUCCGACCCCGCCGCUUCUCAACCUACAUCUCCCCGGCAUCUUCCGCAUUCACAGGGACCUGCGGAACAGGAGACGAGAUCAACUUUGCCGCAACCGAUUGAAACUUCUACGAGCAGCUCAAGGAAUAAGAAACAACGCCUACAGAGCGUCAAAAGUUCGGAAGAUGGUUCUCCCAAAAGGAAAUUUGUUCCUGAGCCUAUCGAGACCACUUCACGGUCCUCCAGGGGCCCUAAGCCCACCUCUGGGUCGGCGGGUCGAAUAGCCCCACAGUUGGUUGAGACUACACUGGACCACCGCCGCCAUAAAUUACAAGGAACCGACCCAGUUAAUCCUCCCGAUAAUGCCGCUGGAAAUGGAGAAUCGAAAUCUGCUUCUGGGCAUCACAUGCCUCGCCAUCAAAAUCUCCCAAUACGAUCGGGACAGUCAUCAUCGGGUUCAGACCCGUCCGGAAAAUUCACCCCGCAGCUAAUUGAAACUGCAACACGCUCAGUGCGUCAGAAAUGUCUUGUACGCGGCACGGCGGAAUACCCAGAGCAUAGGCUAUCGUCUCCAUCCGCAGCUUCGCAGCAGAAGCUGUCCGCCCCAGAAAGUACGGAAUCCCGAUAUUCCUAUGCUAAUAUCCUCCGUCGGCAAGAGGAAAAAGGGCGGACAUUCCAAAUCCCAGCUCUUCCAGCAAUACCAUCAAUUAGCAGCGAGGAAUCUGAGAAAUCCCCAGCUCCGUCGCCUCCUACUUCUCCUUCUACUCUGUCCAAUAUUAGCAGCAACAGACGAUACGCGGAAGAACGCCUGUUGCGCGAGAGCAGUGAUGAGAGGUACUCCAACUAUUUACUGUCUUUGGCUUCACGUUCGGCACAAAAGCUGCUCAGGGAUCAAGCCCUUGCGGCCUUCCCUAACGAACAAGUCCAUCAGACUGUUUCUCACUUUGCCAUCGGUCGAGAAGAAGAGGACACAACGGACGACGACGGCGACAGUAUGGGUAUAUCACUUCGCGACAUGCAAUUGGACUUUUUGAAAUUCCGGCGUGAAUCAACCAUUGACCUCAGCUGGGAACUGGAUGAGAUGAGAAGGCACAAGGAGGAGUCUGAAAUGAGAGCCCGGCAAAAGAAGUUUGAAGCUGGCCAGUCACGGUUCUCAGCUGCUGCAAUAGCGUCUAGGCAGGCGGCAGAAAACGAAGUCUUAAAAGCAGCCCGUCAGGCAGGCGUAGACGGGUGGCAGAAGGCGACAGGGUUUAACCAGCUGAACGAAUACACCAGCCCACCAAUGCUUGGAGAAGAUAUUGUCUUUCCCAAAAGCUUAUCACCCCAAGCUACCCGGUGCGAUGUCGACCGCCCCCCUGCCCCGCACCAUGCCGAUAACUGCGCAGAUCCCGUGAGAUGCGAAGGACUAUGGAGUCCAAACGCCCAUACUCGUGACUGCGACGAUGGCGGCCUGUGGAUGGGUCUGUGUCGCCGAUCCAAAGAGCCAGAGCAGUCAUCCUCGCCUAUACCCAGGCCGGGAAUAAUCACACCCGCUGUCUCCAAUAAUGAAAAAUUCUCGUUCCAAAGCCUAAACGGCGUCACCACGUCCACCACAGCCUCCACAGCGACAAUGACAUUAUCCACCCUCCCAUUCAGCCCAGAUACCCCCUCCCAACUCCCCACAACCCCACCCCCCUCCAACCCAGACCUCGACAACAUCGACGAACUCCUCCUCCAAGAACAAGACAUCAAGCGCGAAUUCACCGACACCUUCGUAACACAAAUAUACAACUACCUCUCCCUCGGCUACCCCUGUCUAGCGCGUGACUACGACGAGGAACUCAGUAAGAUCUCGCGCAUCCCCGUCGAGGAGCUACGGAAGGACGACAAGCGCGCUAACGCGAAGGGAUACGUGGGUGCCCCCGAGGGCGUUGGCAUGGGUGAGAAUGCGAUAUCGUCGGGGGCGUGUAUGCGCUGGACAGCGCUGAGGUUGUAUAUCUAUGAGUGGGCGAGGCAGCAGCCGAGGAUGGCGAAGGCGGAUCGGUAUCAGCAGCCGAACGACGGGUCUGGGAUGGAUGCGUGGGGGGCGAGGGCGCGUAGGGGCAGUUGGGCUAUUUGAGCGCGCUACCUGUUGUUGUUAUUGUGAGUAUUAUUGUUAUUAUCCUUUUUUUCUGUUUAUCCAUCAUAACAAUGAUUUAAUGAUGGCAGCGAUGCGGGAGGAUGGGGACCCUAGACUCCUUUUUUGCUUCUUUUGUCUUCCUUUUGUCUUCCUUCCUUCCUUUUUUUUUUUUUUUUCGGGGUCUUUUUCCAGAUAUUCUUCUUGUUAACAGCGGCUACCUUCAUCUUCUUCCUAGAAUUCUUGGGAUUUUUUCCUCUUGCGUUUCCUUGUUCGUUGUUCUCAAAACAGGAAAUGGGGUUUGAGUAUGCUAUGGGAUACGCUGGCUAGGGCAUAUAUACGUACAUAACUAGCUCUGUUCCAUCGCUUUUUUUCUCAUUUCAAAUCUAUUCUUCAUGCCAGGAUUGGUUCCGCUGCUGUUCUCUCCUUCCGCUCCAUUGUCUGUCUGCCUUGUUUUCCAAAUCGUUCGUGGGAAGAAAUGCAUAUGUCAUUCCCCUGGAUAAGCACUCUUUUAGUGAUUUUUAAUAUUUAUUUUUCCUGUUCUUCCGUUGCUUCCUCUUUGAAAGAAUACAAUGUCUAUGUAAUUGCCAGUUUUUUUUCUCUUUUUUCUUUAUUUUUUUCUUGUGGGCGGCUAGAUAGAUGCUUCUUUCAUGGGAUGAGUUCUUUUUUCCCAUUGCAUGUGUUCCAUUUUCCUUCCGCACUUGCGCAAUUAUACAGAGUUAGUCAGCUAAAGCUGAGCGAGUGAGUUGGGGGUAUUUAUAUAUUUGUUUGUUUCCUUUCCUUCAAUCUAUCCGCACUAUUGAAUUACCAUCUACUUUUCUUGUACAUAUAUAUGCGGCCUGCAUCGAGAAUCAUUCAUAUUUCUCUGUUCAUGGUAGAGUUUCUCCUCUGACAUGCACUCCCAGAGCCUGUUGCUUUGGAAAGGGAAGGGGAAGAAAAAAAAAAAUUCCAUAUAUGUCAUUCAAAGGUCCCGAGGACUUUACAAAGUCAACAACACUGGUCUAAAGUUUUGCACGUUAGCUUCCAUCAAAUCAGCCAGCUUCCACCCCUUGUAUCCAUCCCCCUUCCCUGACUCCUCUCUGGAAGAUUGUUGAAAAUCGAACAAGAUUAGAACAAGAGCGCUCCG
Molecule: messenger RNA, 4103 nt
Organism: Blastomyces gilchristii SLH14081
Lineage: Eukaryota; Fungi; Ascomycota; Eurotiomycetes; Onygenales; Ajellomycetaceae
Exons: 1
Coding region: 704-2980 (758 amino acids)
Source: RefSeq, a predicted model, not a curated record